Molecule: messenger RNA, 2343 nt
Organism: Cylindrotheca closterium
Lineage: Eukaryota; Bacillariophyta; Bacillariophyceae; Bacillariales; Bacillariaceae
Source: the annotation of a GenBank genome assembly
AUGAAGAGUAAUCUCCUUUGUGUUGAUCAACUUCGAGAUUUUGGUAUAAUUGUGAACGAUGUACCCCUCCAACGUCUGAAACGUGAAGAUCGCAAUCAAUACUCGCAUUCCAUUGUUGAUGAAAACUCAGGAUUACAUAUCCCAAUGGACUUCCUGAAGCCUAUCAGCUUCUUUGCUUGUCGCAAACCUGCACUGUCUGAACUUGAUGAAUAUGUCUCGGUGGAAAUGACCAGUUCCGUCCCUUGGGAACCUUAUGACCCGGAAUCCUCUCGCAUCGAACAAAAUUUACGACGUGAAUACCAAGGGGACAUCGCCACUCAACGAAUCUAUUCUGUUGAACGCUCUGAUCCCAACUACCGCUCUAUUUGCCCACUUACUCUUCCUAUCGCUUUAGGGGACAGAGUUGAGGCGACCAUCAAUGGUGUUAAAACCGAUGGCAAGAGCUAUUUGGUCAAACCUGAACAACUUGCGCGAAGAUGGCGAAUCAGCCUUGAAUGUGCCCGUCGCACUCUCAAGAAAACAACCCAGCGUGCUUUGCGGGACUGGACUAAAGUCGAAGGCUCAAGACGAUUUCGCCCCACUCAAUUCCAACUUGAAUAUCCUAGGUUGCGUGCUGAUAUUUGGGCCGAUGUCAAACAAGGCCCCUGUGUUUCUGCUGAAGGAAAUAAGUAUAUUGCUGUCUAUGCUGCUGCCUGUCAAUGGGCCCGUGGUUACGCUUUGAAGAAAGAGUCUGAAGUGAGCAACUCGCUCAAGGAACUAUUUCGUGAUAUUGGCUUUCCAAGAGUUCUCCGACCUGAUGAUGCUCAAUCGUUGACUGCUGGAGAAUUUCGAAGAGUUGCAAACAAGGCCCAGGUUCCAAUACAUCCUAGCGAGCCUUACAAUCCUGAUCAGAACCUUGCUGAAGAUUGUAUUUGUGAAGCAACAAAAAUGUAUGUUCGAUUUAUGACAAGAAGAGGGAUCCCAAAAGCGUUUUGGGAUCGAGUCUUUAUCUAUUGUUUGGAAUUAAGAAGUCACAUGGUUCUUGGCCACUCUCGACAAGGUGAUGACUGUGGUGCCGGUUGGAUCUCCGGUAAUACGAAAGAUAUCUCGCAUCUUGCUGAUUUUGGCAUCUAUGAUUGGUGUUGGGCUUUGUCCCCGACACACUCCAGUCAAGAGAAUAAGCAAUUGUGUCGUUGGCUUGGACCCAGUUUUAAAAUUGGCGGAUCUCUGUGUUUUGCAUGUGCCACUUCUUGUGGAAAAGUUUUACAGCGUUCAAGUGUGAUUCCUCUCUCCAGAGAAGAGCGGGAUAGUACAGAUAUCAAAGAUCUGAAAAAGCGUUUUACCGAAGACUUGCAUAACUGUUUGAAAAACUCUGACCCCAUCAAGAUUGAUGAUUUACAGGAUCCUUCGGGUGCUUACAAAGCUGAUGAAAAGUAUAUCAGACCUCUGCACACCAAUGCUAACACUCCGCACUUUGAACGAUAUGAAGAUGAUGAAAUGUUGCAGCAUGAAGAGCUUUUUGAGGAAGCCCCAUCUGAAGAAGAUGAUCAGGUGGAAUUUGACAAAUAUGUUGGUGUUAAGAUCCGGAAGAAUGAAAAUGGUAUUGACAAAUUUGGAGUUGUUCGUGGAAGAAAAAGAAGAGCAGAUGGCUCGAUGGUUGGUUCGUAUCAUGAGAAGCCUGUCUUGGACACUUCUAUUUAUGAAAUUGAAUGGCAUGACGGUGAAACUGAAUCCUAUCGUGCAAACGAAGUUAUUGAAGCAAUGAUGAUGAAUGUUGACGACGACGGUAAUAGUAUUCUCCAUGUAAAACAAUUUAUUGACCACCGGACAGAUGGCACACGAGUCCAUGCUGAUGAUGGUUUUGUCAUGGUAAAGAAUAAGAAAGUUCCUAGAAGAACUACAAAAGGGUGGUAUCUGUGUGCUCAAAUUCUUGGUGAUGAGACAGAAUGGAUUGAUUUGAAAACUGCUAAGGAGGCCUAUCCAAUUCAGGUGGCCGAAUAUGCUGUUGCUAACAAACUUGUGUCUGAGCCUGCUUUCUCUUGGUGGGUUCCUUAUACUUUGAAGAAGCGUGAUAGAAUUCUAAAGGCUGUGAAAAGAAGAGCCUUAACUCGCAAGACUGAGAAAUUUGGUUUAGAAUUGCCUGGUACUGGUCCAAAAGACGUGAGACGUGCCUACGAGAUUGAUGCCAACACUGGUAGCAAUCAAUGGGGAAAUGCUAUUGAAAAGGAAGUUAAAACUGUGUUGCCUGCUUUAAGAAUCUUGGGACCAAAUGAACCUGUUCCCCCUGGAUAUACUUGUAUUGACUUGAUGACUGUCUUUGAUGUCAAGAUGGACCUCACACGAAAGGCCCGGAUAUGUGCUUGA